CUGGUUCUGCACAACUGCAACCGGGAAAGUGGUUUAGUACUAUUCACGCAAGCGCAGAGGUCCUGUUAGAGGGUAUCUUAGCAACCAGCUUGUUUACAGAACUCUGACGCUGCUGUGGUCACUCGCAGUUAUUUAAAUCGUCCAAUUUGCAGCUGGUUGUUUAAACUAAGAUAGCGGAAUACAUUCGUGAUAAAAUAAUACAUUUUAAAAAAAUGUACAAAUUGGAUCUUCCAAAGGAUCUGGCCAUGGCUGCUACCCUGGAACUGAGGAGAAACAGAGAGAUCGAGCGACAGAACCGAAUCUUUAACUCCAAAGUCAGAAUAAUUGGGGUGGACAAAGAAGCCUUAGACUACCAGGUUAAAGAAAGGAAAAUCAACGAAGAGACUGACGCGCACGUUCACGAAGCCUAUGCUAAAGACCUGAUUCGAAAUGAAAAGAUUGCCUGUUUGCUGGAUGAGAGACAGAAGAAUGACAGCAGGACCCUAAACAAGGCGGUGGAGGAGUUUCGCCAGUGUUCCCAGAAACCCGAGAGCAGGCGCGAGUUUCAUCUGAAUGAUCCUCAAAUGUUAAAGAAGGACCUCCCGGCACGCAUUUCUGAUCAUGAUCCCAGACUGUCUGUCUCAGGAGUGCAGAAGCUGGUGGGAGAAGACUUAAACCAGCAAGAGCGACACAGGAUGCAGCAGGAGCAGCUGAGGGAAUGGUCACUGCAACAACAGGAAGAACUGCACAGAGCACGGGAAGAGCACACAUGUGCAGAGGAACUUUACAACAAGAGAAGGGUGGAGCUUGAUAACAGAGCUGUUGAACUUCAAAAGAUUGAGGAAGAAACCAGGAGAGCUGUCACUGUGGCAACCAAAGACUUCAAUUUGGCAAAAGCUGCUGAAACAAGAGAAAAACAGAAACUGGAGAAGCAGCAGGAGGAGGAAGAUAACCUGGUGGAAAUCUCCAACCUGAUCCAGGGGGACCUGCUCUCGGAGAAUCCCGAUCAAGCGGUCAGUGUGUUUGGACCCCAUCGUGUCGUCCCCGACAGGUGGAAGGGGAUGAGACCAGAACAACUGAAGGAGAUAACCCACUUCCAGCUGCAGCAAGUCCAGGAAAACAUGAGGUCCAAGGAAAGGGAGCAGCUUUGUGAUCUGGAGUGGAAGCAGCAACGUGUGGACGCUGCUCGGAAAGCACUGCUCCUGGAGAGGCAGCAAGCGCGUCUGGAGCGUGAGCUGCGCAGAGCCCUGGACAACACCAACAAGCAGCUAUCUGAGGCACACAGAGCACAGAAGCAGUAUCUGGAAAAGGAGGUCUUCACAAACAUUCCAGAGGAUGGCUACUUUGCACAGUUCAAUACAACCAGUCGAUAAAAGGAUUACAAGGUGUAGUUCAUAAAGGCUCUGUAUUGCUGUCUUCAAAACAUAGACCAAUUUUGGUGCAAUUUGAGAUCUGUUGAAUUAAAACUCUGUAUUUGCAUUUUCUCGCCUCUUACAAACCAUGUACUAUAUUAUUCAUUUAGUUUUAACAUUACCAAGCAUAUUGUAAUCAAAAAUAAUUAUUGGAUUAUAAAUGUCAGCUUAGCUGCUUUAUGAAAAGAUUUGAAAUGCAAGUUUCAAUGUUCACUUUAUUCAGAUUGUUGAAUCUACUUUAAUAUUCUUAUGUAGCUGUAUAACUGAAACUCUGUUCUACAACAACAUAGGGUUACACAAACAACAGUGUUAAAACAUAGUAUUUUAUAAAUUAGAAAACACUUCAAAAACACAUUUUCUAUACAGUUUUUCUAUCAAUAUCCUAGCCUUUUCCAAUGUAUUGACAUUUUAUUAUUAAAAUAUCUGGCAAACUAA
Messenger RNA from Acipenser ruthenus (sterlet), 1826 nucleotides. It is a transcript of the gene ribc2, whose product is annotated as RIB43A domain with coiled-coils 2. The record is from RefSeq and is a predicted model, not a curated record. NCBI's taxonomy places the organism in Eukaryota, Metazoa, Chordata, Actinopteri, Acipenseriformes, Acipenseridae. The transcript has 7 exons. The coding region runs from base 213 to 1352 and encodes 379 amino acids.